Rhodamnia argentea is the source of this 3889-nucleotide messenger RNA. Its product is annotated as splicing factor, suppressor of white-apricot homolog. Bases 1410 to 3692 code for a protein of 760 amino acids. Gene Ontology annotation, molecular function: RNA binding. NCBI's taxonomy places the organism in Eukaryota, Viridiplantae, Streptophyta, Magnoliopsida, Myrtales, Myrtaceae. The record is from RefSeq and is a predicted model, not a curated record. Gene Ontology annotation, biological process: RNA processing; mRNA 5'-splice site recognition. The transcript is spliced from 4 exons.
CUAAGAGCCAUGGCUUCUGCACUCAACACCUUCGUGUCACCAUGAAGUGGCAUUAAGCUUAGCUAUGGUUGCUGCUCGCACCUUUUACUGGUGUUUUUGCCAAAAACUUGCGAAGACAUGGACCUUGUAGCUGCUGGCAUGCGAAUCAAUCCAAGUGCUUGCGGUCAUGAGUUGAGAAUUAGAAAAGAAUUAAAUUUUUUCAUAUUGGGCCGGAGAAUAGAUUGAGCCCGAGAGUGUGGUCACAUCGGCUGUGUUAGGGAAUAAAGAAAUUCUAAGAGCGCUUAGAUAAAUACUGAUAUUUUUGCUGUAUGAGCUGAGCUUCACGGGCCCUUUCCUGGAUCUAUAUAAGUAAGAUGCAUUUGCUUUCAGUCUUUAUGUUACAAUCUCUAGUUCAAACAGCUGGUCUCUGAUGGAUUACCCUGUCCAUGGCUCAUUUCCUUCUUUUGACCAUCUGUUUAUGAUAGGGGAUUCCUUUUAAUCUCUCUGUUACUCCUUGAGGGUGCAACUCAACCCUCCCUUUCCAAGUCAAUGUAGGGAUGGCUGUUGCAGUAAAAGAACUUUUCCAUCUAUGUUCUAGAUGUGGUACAUCCUAAUCAAUACCUAGACUUUUUGGGCUAGAUUCCUACUUCUCCCUUUUGGCCUUGCCUAUAAAUAAAAAGAAAGGAGAAAGCCGUUGUGGUGACUGGUUAAGCAUAGACAUUUUUAGAGUUCAUCACCAAAUAAAUGGAUGACGUUUGAUGUUUUCUGUUUCUCCUUGUUCAAAUUGUUAUAUUUUCUGCAUUCAUUUCCAAGUUUGCAGGAUCAAAUGUAGUAAGCGACAGUUCCUUCUUUCAGAAAGUCAAGUAAGAAUAUGUUCUUCCUGCCUUUGAGUUUCAUUACUCAAACUGCAAUUUCUGUCCUCUUAACCUUAGCUCUACGCAAUUCUUAUAGGUGAAUUUUUAGCAAAGUUCCUUUUAAAAUCUUCUUUCCUCUACAUGCAGAGCCAGAUGCAGAAACUGGGACAGAAACAGCAAAUGAUGGUGGAUAUCAUGUUGUGGCAUUCUCAUAUGGAAAACCCGACAAUGCCACGGAUCAGAAGACAACAGCUGCUGAUACUGGAUACCGCCCUCCAUUCCCGGUUCCAGAAUAUUUGCUUCAGAACAUGAUGCUUGGAGCAAGGCUGGAGUUCAUCUGAGCCAAGGUUGCCAUUCUUGGGCACCUUGUUUUCUUAUGAUGUCAUGAGCAAAGGGCCUCGCAGGUGGGCUUAGAAUGAUAGUACUUUUCCUGCAUUAUCUGGAACCUUACCCACGUCGGAGCUUAUCUCAUGAAGCGCAUCGUCAUUGAGUUUUAUUUCUUGAUCUUUGUGGUGACUUACGUGAAAUUUAGUGCCUCCAACUGAGAAGGUACAUCAGAUCAUUGCAAGAACUGCUAUGUUUGUUGGUAAACAUGGUGGGCAGUCGGAGAUUAUUUUGAGGGUGAAACACGGUGACAACCCAACGUUUGGGUUCUUGAUGCCGGAUCAUCAUCUUCAUCCAUACUUCCGGUUUCUUGUUGAUCACCAAGAACUUCUUAAGUCCGAUGCAGAAGAAAAAUCUUUAGAAGGUGAGAAUACAGAGGAUGGUGGGCAGGAAGAUGCUGGUGGUGCACUGUCUUUGCUCGGUGCUACAUAUGGGUCCGGAGAGGAUGAAGAUGAAACAACUGAGCUGAAACCUGAACUUGAAGAAGACAGGCCUAAGAAAGUCAAUGUUGUUACUGAGCUCAGUUCUGAUGGAUUGGACUGUAAAGAGUCAUCCACUGAUGUAACUGGGAAGGAAAGAUCAAUUCCCAAACAUCCACCAAAUUCAUCUAUGAAAGAAAAAGCUUCUGCAGUUAAAAAGAACCGCUCAACUUCUACAGUUAAAGCCGGAGCUGAAUGUGCAACAAAAAAAGGUGGCGAAACAUUGUCCAGUACUGCUUCUAUGAAGUCUUCUUCUUUACCAAGUUCAAAGAAAGUUGAGCAACCUCUUUUGGAGCCUCCUUCUGAUGUAAAGCGAUUGGUGAAUAAAAUAGUGGAGUUCAUUGUGAAAAAUGGAGAGGCAUUUGAAUCCGUUCUCAUUGAGCAAGAUAAAAAUAAUGGGAGGUUUCCCUUUCUUCUGCCGUCUAAUCAGUAUUAUCAUUAUUAUUUGAAAGUGCUUCAAAAAGCUCAACAGUCAAAGUUACUAGGAAAUAAAUCGAGUUCGGAGAAGACUGAUGCAGCAGUUCAUGUGGUGGAAAAGAAUGCUGCACUCUCAAAGGACAGCGAUAGUCAAUCAGUUGGACCAGACAUACCAUAUGAGUCAGACCGCAAAGGGAAGUUUAAGAUGGUAAUUGGCAAGAGUAAGAAGGAUGGUCAGGAUCAACCUUCCAGAGACCACCAACAGCAGAUAGGGGUAAGUGUUGAUGCAGCUGCAGCUGUCGCUAUACUUCAAGCUGCUAGACGGGGAAUUAAGAAUCCCACUGUGGGAAUUUUUCCAAAAACAUCAUUAGACACUAACAGUCAUGCACAAGGCAGCGAGAGCGGAGAAGCUUCAAGUUUUGCCCCUAUCCAAAAUCUAGAUAAGAAAGCUGAAAAUAAUAUUUCUCUCGCAUCUGAUGAGGCUAUUGCAAGGACUGCAGCUGUUGUGGCUGCAAGUGAGGCGGACUCCUCUGAAGCAUCAUUGACUAAAGAACAGAAGCUAAAGGCCGAAAGGUUGAAGCGCGCAAAGAUGUUUGCAGCCUUGUUGAAGAGUGGAGCUGCACCCUCAAAGACUCAAUUAUCACGAGGCUUGUCAGUGGAGCCACUUGACUCUGGAGUUUCUGGUUCGGCUGGGAUUCCAAUUACUUCCAGCCAGGAAAGGGAGGACAGUUCCUUUCCAGUUGACUUUGGCAACUCAGACAUAAAUCAGAAGUCUGAAAGAAAAACAUCUGGGAAUGAGCAAAAUGAACGACGAUCAAAGAGAAAGUACCGUUCAAGAGCAGAAAGACACAAAGAAGAGGAGGAUGAGGAAGAGCAAGAGGGGGAAGAAGAAGAAGAACGAGAAGAAGAAGAGAGGGCAGAUAAAGAUGAAGAGAGGGAUCACAAGCACUCAAGGAAGAAGAGACGAUCCCACCGUGCACACCACAGUAAAGAGAGGCAUAGGCAUCGGAAAAGACAUUCUUCUUCUAAGGACAAAGAGUCUCGGCAUAGGCGUAGACAUGAUAGCCCAGAUGAAGAACGCCAUCAGCAUGGACACGAUAGCUUUGAUGACGAGCAGCGGCAUCAUCGUCACCGGAAUAGACAUGAUAGCUCUGAUUCUGAGCGGCGGCAUAGCCAUCGUCGGAAUAGACAUGACAGCAUUGAUGAUAAGCUCGAUGGCUCUUCUGGGGACGAGCAUAUGCCCCAUCAUCGGCACAAGCACAAUGGCUCUUUGGACGACAAGGAGCUGCCCCGCGGCAAUAGCCACCAACGUCGUGACUAUGACAAUGAGACAAACCGUAACAAAUCCGGCAAGUAUAGGGAAUCUCACUCAGGAAGGAAGGAGUUGGAGGAAGGGGAAAUAAGUGCAGGAUCGAGCGAGUUGAAAGCGCUUGUGAGUGAUAGAAUUGCAAGAGAAGCAUCGACGGGUUUAUCAAAUACAUCUCAAGCACCAAGAGCGCCAUCUGAGCCCUCUGAGCCCUCUGAGGUUCCCAAUGAUCUUAGAGCAAAGAUUCGAGCUAUGUUGAUGGCAACCAUGUAAAUACUCAAGAUCUCGACUCUUCCAAUGUUUUCGUGCACGUGGCUGUUAAAUUAAGCAGUCAAGGGAGCGAAGAUCAUCAUCAUGUCAUAUGUUGUAAGAUUUACUUAGCCUCCUUUCUUUUAUUGAGAUUUUUUGUAAUCUCUUUGAGUAAUUUGUAUCACUGUCGACCUAAUUGAAACAAAUUGGGGAUCUGUUAA